UUGUCUCACCGUGCCUGCUUCCAUUUUCCAACCGACCGAAACCUCGUGUCAUUAUAUUUUAAUUCAAAAGAAAUAUAUUCGUCAACUAAGGACUUUAUAGGGUUAAACGCUGCAAAAUGAAACCCUUGAUGUUACAUGGGCACGAGCGUGCCAUCACCAAGAUCAAGUAUAACAGAGAAGGUGAUUUGGUAUUCUCUGCCAGUAAGGAUAAGCAACCUAAUGUUUGGUAUUCUCUGAAUGGAGAGCGUCUUGGAACCUUCAAUGGCCAUAAUGGUUCUGUAUGGUGCAUCGACGUCAAUUGGGAUACUACACGGUUGUUAUCCGGAAGUGGUGAUAAUUCUUUAAGAGUUUGGGAUUGCCAGACUGGCAAGGAGAUAGGUCAGCUGCAUACAAAUAGUUCAGUACGAACCUGUGGCUUCAGUUACUCGGCGAAUCUUGCUGUAUUCUCCACUGAUAAAGCCUUGGGUCAUCAGUGCGAGAUGUUUAUUAUGGAUAUACGAAAUGUCGACCCUACGUUGUCGCAAGAUGAUGCAAUUUCUAGGAUUUCAGUUAAUGGCCCUAGGAUCUCAGCCAUAUUAUGGGGUGCCCUGGACGAGACGAUCGUUACAGGCCACGAAGAUGGAGAGAUCACUCUCUGGGAUGUGAGGACCGGAAAGAAAUUGUCAAGUGUCAAAGGUCACAAAUCGCAAAUAAAUGAUAUGCAAUUUAACAAAGAUGGCACCAUGUUUGUGACCGCGUCCAAGGAUCACACAGCAAAGCUUUUCGAUAGUGAAUCUUUAAUGUUGCUGAAGACGUAUAAAACGGAAAGGCCCGUGAAUUCGGCCACAAUAUCACCGAUUUUUGAUCAUGUGGUUCUUGGUGGUGGUCAAGACGCUAUGGACGUAACUACGACGUCCGCGCGACAGGGCAAAUUUGAUUCGCGAUUCUUCCACAUGGUAUUCGAGGAAGAGUUCGCACGUUUGAAGGGCCACUUUGGUCCCAUCAAUUCCCUCGCUUUUCACCCCAAUGGACGCAGUUAUUCAACGGGCGGAGAAGACGGAUAUAUACGCAUUAAUAAUUUUGAUCAGUCCUAUUUCGAUUUUCAUUUUGAGUAUUAAAUUUAUGAAAUAUAUACUUUGUGCGAGAUAACUGUAAUUAUUCACUCCUUCCUAGAAUUCAAUUGACAACGUUUUGUGUGAUCAAGACGUAAAUUAAUUAUUACAUUUCGAUCGAAUUUUUUGAACUUCUUUAAAUAUAGUAUUUCAGAUAAAAGUCCCACUUGUCAUUGAAGCGUGAUGAAAAUGGUGACAAAUAUCCUUGUGACAAUGUGAAUUUAUAACUGCAGAAUAUUAUAUUAUUAUUCGUAAAAUAUCUAUCUUACACGUUUGUCGAAGCUUUAGAAUUUUUUUUGACAACACUGAAAAUAAUAUAUAUAUAUUUACAAAACUAUCAUUUCUCUUAGUCGUGGCAGUUUUCUGUUCAUGCUUGAUUCUUUUUUUUACUUAGGAUCGUGCUUUUUUACUCAGGCCGAAUUCUGUUGCUACCAAACGGCGAUAGGUUUCAAAGUGUGUGACGCAUACUAUAGAAACCUUAGUUCAAUGUUGGUACACUUUAUUCUUGUAAUCAUAUAAUAUUGUACAAAUUAUUACAAUAAACUAUAUAUUUCUGUAAU
This is a messenger RNA of Dinoponera quadriceps, 1651 nucleotides long. RefSeq names its product eukaryotic translation initiation factor 3 subunit I (gene eIF3i). The record is from RefSeq and is a predicted model, not a curated record. Gene Ontology annotation, biological process: cytoplasmic translational initiation. Gene Ontology annotation, molecular function: protein binding; RNA binding; translation initiation factor activity. Bases 117 to 1097 code for a protein of 326 amino acids. The transcript is spliced from 5 exons. Gene Ontology annotation, cellular component: eukaryotic translation initiation factor 3 complex, eIF3m; cytoplasm. Lineage: Eukaryota; Metazoa; Arthropoda; Insecta; Hymenoptera; Formicidae.